AUGCUUCGCUCACUGAGCACGUCUACUCCGCCUGCCGAGUGCUGCCUCAGCCCGGGCCUCGUGGUCUGCUGCCUCCGAGGCCGGCCGCGCUGUCUCGCGCUCUUGCUCGCGGCGGGCGCCGACCCGGAUGCGUCAGAGGCUCCUCCGUGCGUCGGCCGUGCGGGCGGCUUUGCGCCGCUGCGAUAUGCCUGCUGGGGCACGACGGCGGGGCACGUCGAGUGCGCGGAGAUGCUGCUCGCCGCAGGAGCAGCGGUCGAGGCGGCGACGGCGGUGGGGCACACCCCGCUACAGGGCGCCUGCUUCAAGGGCGCCCGCGGGAGCGCCAGCCGCUCCUUCCUCCUCUCCGACACCGCCGAGUCGGUGGCCCGCAGGCAGGGCCACGGAGAGCUCGCCGCUUGGCUGGCACAGAGCCGGCACUGGACCACGCCGCUCCACCACCUCGACAGCCUCUCCCUCGCCCGCACGCGGCAGCGGAACGGACCGAGCACAGGGGCGGCGCCGAUUCGCUCGAGCGCGGCGGCGGCGCUGGUGGUCGCCGCCGCAGAGCCGUGGAGCCCCGCCUCGCACGGCUUGUGGCCCGAGCGGCUGCAGCGGCUCGCCGUCGAGCUGCUCACGCUCGGCUACUUGCUGGCGAGGGAGGCAGCAGGUCUCUUCACACUUGGUUGUGGGGCGGGUAGGCAGCCGCGCGCCCUCUCCGACGUGUGGCUGGAGUACGUCCUUCCGCUGGCGGUCUGUCGCGACGAGGCGGAGGCAAGGGCCUAG
Messenger RNA from Emiliania huxleyi CCMP1516, 762 nucleotides. RefSeq lists its product as hypothetical. The record is from RefSeq and is a predicted model, not a curated record. Gene Ontology annotation, molecular function: protein binding. The transcript is spliced from 8 exons. NCBI's taxonomy places the organism in Eukaryota, Haptophyta, Isochrysidales, Noelaerhabdaceae. The coding region runs from base 1 to 762 and encodes 253 amino acids.